Harmonia axyridis is the source of this 1803-nucleotide messenger RNA. Its product is annotated as lisH domain-containing protein C1711.05-like. The record is from RefSeq and is a predicted model, not a curated record. The coding region runs from base 790 to 1803 and encodes 337 amino acids. The transcript is spliced from 2 exons. Lineage: Eukaryota; Metazoa; Arthropoda; Insecta; Coleoptera; Coccinellidae.
CGAUAUCAAAAUGAAUUAUCUUCAAGUAUAGAUCGAAUCAAUCGAUUAUCAUAUAUAAUAUUAUAUCGCGUUAUUUUUUUUAUCAAUAUUCGACUGAUAAUUAUGUAUUCAUAUGAAAUUUUAAAUUUCGACGUUUAUUACUUCAUGUGAUAAUCCACUGAUAACAACAAUUCCUCUUAAAUGGCUUUUUCACCAUCAGAAUUAAUCUUAAUAGUCACACUUCAAAUUAAUAAUUCUUGUUUAUCUUUGGUUUAUUUCUAAUGAAUCGAACUCGUUUACUCGUGAGGUUUUCUUUGAAUUUAUUUUCUGAUUGAAUUAUUUUUUUUUUUUUUGACAAAGAUUCAUGCUCAAUAAGCAUCACAAAUAGAAACAAAUUUUUCGAAUAGCCUAGGAAAUGGAGGAAAGUUUCUUAAUAAAAAUGUAAAAUUCCCGAAAUGUAUAACCAACCUUUCAGCUGAUUUAUUUAUUGGAUUUAAUAACUAUUGUCGUGAAUUUUGUCGUCAAUUUUGAGAAUUAUAAUUAUAUUCUUGUUGAUUUAAUAAUAUUUGCUCCUAAUGAAAUUGCAAAUUGCUGCAAAUAAAUAAACAGGUGUAAAUUAUGAAGGUCCUGAAAUAAAGAAGAAGAAAACUUCUAUGAGAUGAAUCUCGAAAAAUGUGGUAUAUAAAGAGCCUCAGAAUUAGAGGUAGACUCAUUAUUUUUCACUCAUUCCGUAUUGCAGUGUAUCCCUCAGUCAGAUUAUUUUGUGUUUGUUCGUGCAAGUUGAAAUACUUAAAAUAACACUUUUUUAUCAUGGCUCAAUUUAAAAAUCGUACUUUAAGCGAUAGUGAUGACAGCGAUAUGGAUAAUGAUCCACCAAGGCUGACCCAACCAAUUGUUUGCAAGGCAUUUCCAGCCUUGCAAACAAAUACACCUAACCUUUCGGAAUCAAGUAGCUCAGACAGUGAAUCAAGUAGUAGCAGCAGUUCAAGUAGUGAUUCAGAAGAGGAAGCUGCUACCGAACAGGAAACUGCUACCGAAAAGGAAAAGAAUACCAUUGAUUCAGUGCCUGAAAAAACCCAACAGAAAAGUCCUGAAGGUUCAAAGUCAGAAUCGAGCAGCAGUUCAAGUAGUAGCAGCAGUUCAAGUAGUGAUUCAGAAGAGGAAGCUGCUACCGAACAGGAAGCUGCUACCGAACAGGAAACUGCUACCGAACAGGAAAAGAGUACCAUUGAUUCAGUGCCUGAAAAAACCCAACAGAAAAGUCCUGAAGGUUCAAAGUCAGAAUCGAGCAGCAGUUCAGAAUCGAGCAGUAGUUCGGAAUCUGGCAGUAGCUCGGAAUCUGACAGUAGUUCAGAAAGCAGUUCGGAUAGUGAAUCGGAGGAUGAAACUGAAACAAAACACCAAGAAACGCGUCCUACUAACCAGAAUCAAGAGGUGGAAGCUAGCAAUAACUCGGAAGAGAAAGCUAGCUGCCACCCAGAGGCUAGUAGAGAUUCUGGCGGUGAUUCCGGGGACGAGGCAAGCUCUGAAUCGGAAAGCGAUGCAGAAGAUGAUGCUCAUAAUCAUUCAAACGUGAAAACUAGCCCUUCUGCUGAAAUCCAAGAGGAGCAAGCUAGCUGCAGCAUCGGAACUAGCUCCGAUUCAGAAAGAAGAGCCAACUGCGUUCCUAGAAAUCGUUCAGAUGGUGAAUGUUCAUCUGAAGAGGAAUUUAACGAUGGAUAUGACGACGAAUUGCUGCGGGACGAGAGAGAUAAGGCUCAUUUAGCCAGUCUGACAGAACGAGAGAGGGAAACCGAGUUGUUCAGACGGGCAGAGAGCAGAUGA